This is a messenger RNA of Beauveria bassiana ARSEF 2860, 1890 nucleotides long. RefSeq names its product C6 zinc finger domain protein. The transcript has a single exon. Gene Ontology annotation, molecular function: DNA-binding transcription factor activity, RNA polymerase II-specific; zinc ion binding. The coding region runs from base 1 to 1890 and encodes 629 amino acids. The record is from RefSeq and is a predicted model, not a curated record. Gene Ontology annotation, biological process: regulation of DNA-templated transcription. NCBI's taxonomy places the organism in Eukaryota, Fungi, Ascomycota, Sordariomycetes, Hypocreales, Cordycipitaceae.
AUGUCAAAACCUCGCGAGGAGAUUGGCCCGCCGCUGUCGCCCGACUGUGGAAGUAGCUCACUCGCCUCCACAACAACACCUUUGACAAGACCUUCAACCACGUCCCCGCAAGCUCCCAUUGUCUCGGUCUCGGUCCGGGUCCGGGUCCCGGUCCCGGUCCGAGUUCGCGUCAGCGGCGGGCGCAAUGGACCACGGUCGCGCCAGGGCUGCUGGACUUGCCGCACGAAAAAGGUAAAGUGCGACGAGACGCGACCAAAAUGUCUGCGCUGCAUCCGGCUCCGCCUCUUGUGCGACUACGAGCCUCGUGAUGAUCAUAAUGAUAAUAAUAAGCGCACAUCUUUCAAAGAGCCCCAACAAGACGGAAGCGCGCCGGGGCAGUGCUGCCGGCGACGCGCCGUGACGAGCCAGCCGUGGCUCUUGCAAGUUGCGCCGUGGCGGCGUGCCGCGAGCGUGCCGACGAUGCACAUGCCCGUCUUUAGCACGGCAGCCAAUUCGCUAAAGCUGACAUCGCUGGACCACGAGGCGAUUCGCUACUACCGCACGACGUUUUCCCAGAGGCAUUCGACCAAGAAUACAGACUUUUCCUUUUAUUCCGUCAUUUUCACCCUGGCUGAACGAGACCCUCGUGUGAUGCGCGGCUUGCUGGCGCUGGGCACGCGCAACAUGUACCAGGGGAAAAUCGAAUCUCAUAAAGACCAAAAGGCAACGCGCGGAUGGUCAGGCCUGGGCCACUACUCGGCUGCGCUGCGCAUGAUGGCUGAUACCAUCAGUGCCGGUGAAGAUGGCUUGAUUGACUUGGAUGUCGCGCUUGCGGCCAUCUAUCUCAUGCUCAUGUAUGAGCAAAAGUUUGGCGACGCCAAGUAUUCAGGCUGGAUGAACCAUUUGAAAGGAGCUGCUCUGCUGAUACAAGAACGCUGCAGCGACUGGCCUGCGCAGUUAAAAGCCGAGCCUCGGAAAGCCUUCAAGGCAUCGUCGUCUUUGCCCGUGUCAGAUGAAACAACAGCCUCGUCGUCUACGACACAGACGCCGCCUUUGUCCGUGUUUGCCGCGCGCAUGCUGGUAUACUUUACAAUCAUGGACGGGUAUGGCUCGACCUUUGGCUUGGGAGGCCAGGUCAACAAGGUUAUGCACAGGAUUGCGCAGGCCCAUGACCCGGACAUGUCACCGACAGACGCCUUUACCAAGCUGCAUCGGUACUCGGACGGCAUAUACCGAGCGGUUUUCCGACGUAAUUAUCCAGCGAAUGAGAUGCUGGCGGAUGUGGCAAACCAGUCCAUUACCGACAUGUGGCAAGCUUGCUGCGUCUUGCGAUACCUCGUCGCCGACAUUUCCAACUAUAAAGGAGAUGCCGCUCGACGUCGCCUAGACGUGGUCCAAGAGUCGGCCGAUUACAUUGCCGAGAGCUAUCCAGAACUCGUCGCCCUGGCCACGGAGAUUUCUCCCGAUGCGCAUGUCCCCGAAAUGAUGGCCACCAACUUUCGGACCUUUAUACCGCUGUACUUUGCUUGCUUGCUAGAACUGCAUCUGCAGAGGUGCGAGUUGGAAGAACAACAACCUGCUGAUGUAAUGACGGCCGACGAAAAGAAGACGACGACGGCAACCUACAUUGCCGUGAUUAUGAAUCUGGCCCACCAAAUCUACAAGCACGCCGGCUUGGAGCUGCUGCAUCUAGUCACGUAUCCUUUAUUUCUUGUCGCGCUGCAGACAGACGCCCGCUCGACGCGGGAUUGGAUCCUGGCGCGGUUUCAGGACCUGUCUGCUUUUGGACCGAAUAUCGGCAGAGCGCAUGCAUUUUUGCAAAUGGCGCUGAAGAAGCAGCAAGAGACUGGGGAGAAAAUCAACGUGCGCAAGGAGAUGAAGGCUAGCAAACUGCCAGUGUUUGUGAUAUAG